AUGUCAAACAUCACAAGUUGUGAUAGUGGAAGCUUCUCUACAGAGAAUAUCAGAGAUCAAGAUGGAGUUAAACAUCAUAAUCAUCAUCAUCAACAAAAUGAAAUACUUGGUCAAUUUCAUAGUCCACAUUCUCAUACUUCAACUACAACUACUACAAAUAAUAGCAAUGGUUCCAACACUAAUUUACAACCACCUCUUAAGAGAAAAAGGAACCUACCAGGAAAUCCAGAUCCAAGUGCUGAAGUGAUAGCUUUAUCACCAACAACGCUAAUGGCUACAAACAGAUUCGUAUGUGAAAUAUGCAACAAGGGUUUUCAAAGAGAUCAAAAUCUUCAACUGCACCGAAGAGGACACAACUUGCCAUGGAAGCUUAAGCAGAGAACAACAAAUGAAAUAAUAAAGAAAGUUUACGUUUGUCCUGAACCUUCGUGUGUUCAUCAUAACCCUGCAAGAGCACUUGGUGAUCUUACUGGUAUUAAAAAGCACUUUUGUAGAAAGCACGGUGAGAAGAAGUGGAAAUGUGAUAAGUGUUCUAAGAAAUAUGCUGUUCAAUCUGAUUGGAAAGCUCAUUCUAAAAUCUGUGGUACAAGGGAAUACAAAUGUGACUGUGGAACCAUCUUUUCAAGAAGAGACAGCUUCAUUACUCACCGAGCCUUCUGUGAUGCAUUAGCUGAAGAGAACAACAAAGCCAACGAAGGUUCAGUACAGUUAUCAAACAUGCAACACCAACAAAUUCCAAAUCUCGUUUCUUCAAUAUUACCUUUGAACCAAAACAACUCACAUAUUGUUGGAGCUUCAGAGUUCAAUCUUUCAGAUCACAAACAUCCAUUAUCAUCGCCUCACGAUCUCAUGUCAGUUCCUGUAAAACCCUUCAACAGCAAUAUAUUCACUAGAAGUCUUUCAUCGUCAACUUCAUCUCCUUCUCUUCAACUGAGUUCAAACAACUCACUCAACAACAUCUUGGAAGAAAACGGAUCACUCCAUUUAUCUGCAGCUGCAACCUCGCCUCACAUGUCCGCCACAGCAUUGUUACAAAAAGCUGCUCAAAUGGGUGCAACCGUGAGUAAUAGUAAUGCAGGCAUGGUUAUGACGGAUAAAACAACCGUUGCUACAAACAUGAUGGCGCCGCCGCCGUUAUUUGGUGUGGUGCAACAACAAGGGCAGUCCUUCAUGAACCACUACAUGCAACAGCAACAACAACCUCAGUACAUUAAUAAUAAUUUCAAUGGAAAUGUGAUGAUAAGUGGAGGAGGUGUUAAUGGAUCAAUGAAUGGAGUUGAUAUGUUCAAUGCUAUAUUGGAUCAAAGUAAGGCUUUAUCGAAGAUCAUUGAACAAAACAAUCAAACUCAAAGUAUGAACAAUGUUGGAGGAGGAGGUGCAUCGAGUAAUAUUAUGAAUAUUGGUGGAAGUAAAGGAAGUGGUGGAGAUGUAAUGACACUGGAUUUAUUGGGGAUAGGAGGAGGGGGUGCACAUGGUAACUUCUAUGGAGGAGGGGGUACUCAACAACAACAGCAGCAGCAUCAAGCAGAAAGUGCUGCAGCAGCAGUAGCAGCAGAUGAGGUUUGGAGAAAUUGGUCAACGAAGAAUGGAGGGUUUGAAACCUUUUCAGCAACCAGCAACAUUUGA
Lathyrus sativus (Indian pea) is the source of this 1626-nucleotide messenger RNA. The record is from the annotation of a GenBank genome assembly. NCBI's taxonomy places the organism in Eukaryota, Viridiplantae, Streptophyta, Magnoliopsida, Fabales, Fabaceae.